UUCAGUUAUUUAUAAAGUUUCAAUCUCAAUUAAUCAUGUUAUUAAAGUUUUUGUGCAUUUUUGUACUUUUUGGCAUAUCCAAUGCUCAAAAUAGUACAUUAACAUGUACAUACAUAGAAGAGUGGGGAGAAGGAUCAUGGUGGGUCCGUGAAAAGCAAUACUUUUGCAUGCUUGACAUAGAUAAUAUUGCAGGCAGAGAUGACUUUACAUCCAUAUCAGGUGAUCAUCUACAAAGUUUUAAUGACAGUACAGUAACAGUCGUUUAUGGAUCAGAAGCUCGAGAAGGAACAGCCGUGAAUGUUCCAUCAAGGAUUUGUGAACAAUUUGUGAAUUUGAGUAAUUUAUACUUGGAUGGAUUACAUGUAAAGUCAAUUGGCGAUAAGGAAUUCAGCAAGUGCCUUAAUAUUGAGACUUUGUAUUUGGGACACAAUGAGAUAUCUGUGGUGUCUGUGGAUGCAUUUAAAGUUAAUUCUAAGUUGAAGUUGCUUGACUUGGGAAGUAAUGAGAUAACUGUGCUGCAUGGAGAUACUUUCAAGAGUCUACAGAACCUGGAAAGCCUUUAUUUGGAUCACAAUCCAUUUACACAAAUUGAUGCUCAAACCUUCUUGCCAUUAACAAAACUUCAUAACUUAUGGCUCAAUUCUUGUGGAUUAACAGCCCUCAAUCCUUCUUGGUUUAAUGGAAUGGAAGAGCUUCACAUCCUUUUACUCAAUGACAAUCACUUGACUAGAUUACCAUUUGAAGUAUUCAGUUCAUUAAGGAGUUUGCAGGUCCUGAACAUCAAUGACAAUAAAAUUGAAGCUAUAACUUCAAGCUCAUUUUCAGCACGCAUGGAUAGAUUCACAGAAAUCCAUGCAAAUGACAAUAGAAUCAAUUUUAUCGACCCAGAAUUCUUCAGUAUUUCCUCAACCUUACAAGCUGUUGAGUUUGAAAGGAAUUUGUGUAUUAACCAUAAGUUUGAGGACUUCACAGUCAACCGUGAUAACAAUUUGGCUGAAUUCUCUUCCUGCAUCCAGAAUUUCAAUGAUAUCAAUCGUAUUAAUGGACCUGGCACCCUUACAUGCACAUACAUGGAAGGCUGGAUGCGUGAAUAUUUCUGCAUGCUUGAAAUCGACAACAUUCAUGGACGAGAUGACUUUGCAGCCAUUCCUGGUGAGCAUAUUUUUGGAUAUGUUGAUAAUAGAACAGUUGCUGUGUAUGCAUCAGAAGCAAGAACAGGAACAGCUGUGAAUGUGCCAUCAAUUAUCUGUGAGCAAUUUGUAAGCCUGAUUGAUUUAUGGCUAGAUGGGAUGCACGUUAAAUUUAUUAGGGAUAAAGAAUUCAGCAAGUGCCUUAAUCUUCAAACUUUAUACUUGGGAUUUAAUGAAAUAUCGGAAGUGUCAAGGAAUGCAUUUAAGGAGAACAGUAAGCUGACAUUGCUGGAUUUGGGACAUAAUAAAAUCACAUACAUCAAUGGAGAUACCUUCAAGACUCUGCAGAACUUAGAGAAUCUUUACCUUGACAAUAAUUUAUUCACUCAAAUUGAUGGACAUGCUUUUGGAUCUCUGCUGACUCUUCAUACAUUGUGGUUCAGUUCCUGUGGAUUUUCAUCAUUAGAUUCAGCCUGGUUUGAUGGAUUAGAGGAACUUAAAGAGCUUCAUAUUGAUGACAAUCAACUUACUGCUUUACCAUUGGAUAUAUUCAGCUCAUUAAGAAGUCUGCAAGUCCUCAACUUAAAUGACAAUAAAUUAACCACAAUUGCUGCUGAUUCCUUCUCAACCAGAAUGGAUAAAUUCACAGAAAUUCACGCAAAUGACAACAAAAUCAACUUCAUUGAUCCUCAAUUCUUCAACAUAUCAAGAACAUUGGAAGUUGUCGAGUUCGAAAGGAACGAAUGCAUUGAUUUAAAAUUCGAAGAGUUCUCUAAGAAUCGCAAUGACAAUUUAGCUAAAUUUGAGACUUGCUUUAAGAAUUUCGGAGUUGAUGAGGAUGAUGGAGGUGAGGGCGCUAUGAUUAAGCCUUUGGUGUCACUUAUGGUUGGUCUAGGAGUUGUUGUAUUGAGGUUGUUGUGGUAAAAUAAAUGUUUAAACUUGAAAUUAUUGAAUAAAGUGAUUUGGAAGCUCGUUGAGAGCAAAAAGUAUGAA
Molecule: messenger RNA, 2123 nt
Organism: Chironomus riparius
Lineage: Eukaryota; Metazoa; Arthropoda; Insecta; Diptera; Chironomidae
Source: the annotation of a GenBank genome assembly